CUUGCAAGUGGCGUGUCUAGCUAAAACUACGUGAGUUUCAUAUAUUCCAUCCCUUAGUGGAAGUUCGAAAUAUUGAAACAGAUAAGUUUUUAUAAAUAAAUAUAGGCAGACAAAGAAAUUAAAACAUUUACUCAAACCGUUCAAUCAGUUAAUAGGACAAUUAGGAUAAGUAAUGAAAGUACUUGUCACAGGAGGUGCUGGAUACAUUGGCUCAGUUUUAGUGCCAAUGCUUUUACACGAAGGACACGAGGUUACAGUAUAUGACAAACUGAACUGGGGAAUACACUCAUUAAUGCAUGUUGUUCACAUGUCUAAUCUAAGAAUUAUUCAGGGUGACGUGACAAAUCGAGAUCAUAUUGCUGAAGUUGUUUUAGGUAAAGACGCCAUUAUCCAUCUCGCUGCAGUAGUUGGCUAUCCUGCGUGUGAUUCAGACCCAGAUGCUGCUUUGUCAACAAACAUUUUGGGAACACAAAACGUAGUUGAUAACAUGUCGAAAACACAAAUUAUGAUAUUUGCAAGUACAGGAUCUUGCUAUGGGUAUGUAGAAGGUGUCUGUACUGAGAAAACAACACUACAACCUCUUUCGCUGUAUGGAAAAAGUAAAGUUCGUGGAGAAGAAAUAGUUCGGUCUGUUGGUGGAAUAUGUCUAAGAUUCGCAACGUUAUUUGGACUGUCCCCUAGGAUGAGACUUGGUCUUUUAAUAAACAAUUUAACAUUUACAGCUGUAAAGGAAAAUCAUAUUCAAUUGUUUGAAGGUCAUUUCAGAAGGACAUUCCUGCAUGUUCGAGAUGCUGCACGUGCAAUUAUAUUUGCUUUGGAUAAUGCAAUAGUAAUGUCGGGUCAAGCAUUUAAUAUUGGAGAUGACCAAUUAAACAUGACAAAGUUACAAGUUGUACACAUUAUACAGGAGGUAUUACCUGACUGCACUAUUAGCACAAUAAGUGAUAAAACCGAUAAUGACAAAAGGGAUUAUGAGGUGUCGUAUGAGAAAAUACAUAAAUUAGGUUUCCAUCAUAAAAUUGAAGUAAAGGAAGGAAUUCAAGAAAUGCUUAAAGUAUUUCCUUUUCUAUCAUUAAAAGACAGCAUCAAAUAUUCGAAUAUAUAACGCUGCACAUUAAUGAAAAUAUAAUAGGACAAAAACGACAUUUAAAUAUAAGAACCUUUUUGUUAAAUAUAUAUAUAAUUUAUCCUAAGACUUUUCAAAGACAAUUUUGUUGAUUUUCUAUUGAUGUUUGGAUGAUACAAAGGCGCAGUUUCACAUGAAAUUAGGAAAUGUACUAGAUUUCGGCACAAAAUAGUCGCUGACUUUUAAGCUUAUAAAGCUCAAUUUGGUCCUCUGGACACCAAAACUAGAACGGGAGCCGAUAUAAAACCCAGUUUAUUAAACAAAUAUACCUAUUUCUUUUUUUUUUAUGAAAAUGAUAAAAUGAAACUUUAAAUAAAACGGAAAGAGCAGUGAAAACAAAUUUUGUCAUAGAAACCUUCAGAAGACAAACUUUAACGUUUUGAAAUCUUCCUUAAUGCGCAUGUUGUAUUUCUGAAAAGAAACAUAAAUAAUUGUAAGAAUAUUACAAUGAAA
Messenger RNA from Ruditapes philippinarum (Manila clam), 1579 nucleotides. RefSeq names its product GDP-D-glycero-alpha-D-manno-heptose dehydrogenase-like. The transcript has a single exon. Bases 173 to 1105 code for a protein of 310 amino acids. Lineage: Eukaryota; Metazoa; Mollusca; Bivalvia; Venerida; Veneridae. The record is from RefSeq and is a predicted model, not a curated record.